This is a messenger RNA of Corylus avellana, 1036 nucleotides long. Its product is annotated as chloroplast envelope quinone oxidoreductase homolog. The record is from RefSeq and is a predicted model, not a curated record. Lineage: Eukaryota; Viridiplantae; Streptophyta; Magnoliopsida; Fagales; Betulaceae. Gene Ontology annotation, molecular function: oxidoreductase activity.
AUGGCAACGCAACUCAUGAAUGCAGUUCAGUACAGUGGCUAUGGUGGAGGGCCAGAUGGCUUACAGCAAGUUAAAGUUCCAGUUCCCACUCCAAAAGAAGAUGAGGUUUUGUUAAAAGUAGAAGCAACUAGUCUAAAUCCAGUUGAUUGGAAACUUCAGAAUGGCCUGCUACGCCCAUUUCUUCCUCGCAACUUCCCUCACAUACCUGCUUCUGAUGUGGCAGGCGAGGUUACAGAGGUUGGAUCAAAAGUAGAAAACUUCAAAGCUGGUGAUAAAGUUGUAGCUAUGGGUAACGUCUUGAAAGGAGGUGGACUAGCCGAGUUUGCUGUCACCAAGGAAAGCUGGACAGUUGCAAGACCACCUCAACUUUCAGCAGCUGAAGUUGUAGGCCUCUCCAUUGCAGGUUUGACUGCUCACCAGGCUGUCACCCAAGCUGCCGGCAUCAAGCUUGAUGGCAGUGGCAAUAAGGCAAACAUUCUGAUAACUGCCGCUUCAGGUGGCGUGGGUCACUAUGCAGUUCAACUGGCCAAGCUGGGAAAUGCUCACGUGACAGCCACUUGUGGCACCCGCAACAUUCAACUUGUCAAGAGCUUAGGGGCUGAUGAGGUUCUUGACUACAACACCCCAGAUGGAGCAUCUCUGAGGAGCCCAUCUGGUCAAAAAUAUGAUGCCGUAAUUCAUUGUGCAAUGGGAAUUCCCUGGUCUAUUUUUGAGCCUAAUUUGAGCCCAAAUGGGAUGGUAAUUGAUCUUACUCCUGGUCCUAGUGCGUUGGUGAGUUUUGCCCUGAAGAAAAUUACCUUCUGUAAGAAGCAACUGCUGCCACUGAUGUUAAUUCCCAAGGGUGAGAACCUCAAUUAUCUUGUUAACUUGGUGAAGGAAGGGAAGCUCAAGACAGUGAUUGACUCAAAAUAUGCUCUGGCCAAGGCCAGAGAUGCUUGGGCCAAGAGCAUUGAUGGCCAUGCAACUGGGAAGAUCAUUGUUGAACCUUAGGUGAAAACAAUAUGCCUGCUGGAAACCUCAUGUUUAUCAACGUCAA